Molecule: messenger RNA, 1555 nt
Organism: Lucilia sericata (common green bottle fly)
Lineage: Eukaryota; Metazoa; Arthropoda; Insecta; Diptera; Calliphoridae
Product: palmitoyltransferase ZDHHC16
Exons: 7
Coding region: 126-1289 (387 amino acids)
Biological process (GO): protein palmitoylation
Cellular component (GO): Golgi apparatus
Molecular function (GO): palmitoyltransferase activity
Source: RefSeq, a predicted model, not a curated record
UCAGAAUUGUUUUCAUUGUCGGUAAAAUCAUUUUUUUAGAAUAAAAUGUGUGCUUAAAUUUAUUAAUAUUAAUUUAUAAUAGAAAAAAAGACUUUUUAAUUAUAUUCUAACUAAUUUAGUGUAAUAUGGGACGCAUUAAUUGGAAAUUACCUAAACUUUCUAAAAACCUAGUUAAUUUUUUUCAAUUGAGAUGGUCUUAUAUGCAAUUAUGUUGGCGUUCCUUGACUUACAAUCAUCACAUGAAUGCGUCCUAUGCAACCGAUGUUUGUAUGGAACCAGUUUUUUGGAUUGUUGAUAACUACACACAUUUAUUAGGGCCGUUUUUUGUAGUUGGUGUAGCCUUGUUAACCACAGCUGUUGUUAGUAUUGCCUAUUGGAUAGGAUUGCCAUUUUGGUGGGAAAAAAGUCAAUUAGCCACUGUUUUUCUAUUAAUAGUGGGAAACUGGUUGCUUAUCAAUGUUGUUUUUCAUUAUGUUAUGGCGGUAAUAACACCGGCAGGAGAACCUCCAGAAGGCAUUUCAUUAAACGAAGCAGUAGCCGUUUGCAAAAAAUGCAUUACACCCAAACCACCGCGUACUCACCAUUGUUCUGUAUGUAAUAAAUGUAUACUAAAAAUGGAUCACCAUUGCCCCUGGCUUAAUAAUUGUGUUGGUUUUGGCAAUCAUCGUUACUUUUUCUUAUACAUGUUCUAUACAACAAUUGGUUGUUUAUUUUUAAUUUUAUUUGGCUUUGAAAUUGGUUACAAUUAUUUAUGGUUAGAUCAUGGUGAGCAUUGGACGGAAACAGAACCUUUAGAGGGAGAACCAGUAAAAUUAAAUUUAAGCGGUCAUAUAAUACCAGAUAGUCAUCUCCAUGAAUACGAUGAUGAUGUUUUAUUACCAGCUCAACAUAAUUUACCAACACCUGCCCAUGUGAUUAUGAAUGACAAUAGUAUUUAUAACAUCAGUAAACGUAGAGCAUUAUGGUUUAUGGCGAUAAUAUGUUCGGCCGUAGUAGUAGCAUUGGGUACUCUCUGUUCCUGGCAUGCUAAGUUAAUAACACGUGGUGAAACUAGCGUUGAGGCUCAUAUAAAUCAAUCGGAACGUAAACGUCUGCUUCUGCAAAAUAAGAUUUAUAUAAAUCCUUAUAAUUUUGGACCAGAAAAGAAUUGGCGUUUAUUUUUGGGUGUAGUAAGAGGGCGCACCUUUUGGCGUACAGUUCUUUUGCCAUCUUGGCAUAAACCUGAAAGUAAUGGCUUGCGGUUUCACACCAUACAUGACUAUGCCGCUCAAAGUGAUGAGUGGGCAUAAAUUAUGUUUCGAAACAUAUAUAUAUAUAUAUAUAUAUAUAUAUAUAUAUAUAUGUUAGUAGAUAUUUCAUUUCAUUCGAAAAAAAGUCAUUCCCAUUUAGAAACUUUUUAUUUAUAGAAAAAUUUGUAUGUAUUUAUAAGUUAAAACUUAUAUUAAGUUUUAAAUUUUUCUCUAAGUCAUAGCCUUAUUUAAAUGCAUUUAAUUAAGCGUAUAAUAAUUUUAGAUAUUACCAUUAAAAGAAAAUUAUUUAAAUGUAAAAAUACAUA